Salarias fasciatus (jewelled blenny) is the source of this 6733-nucleotide messenger RNA. It is a transcript of the gene clasp2, whose product is annotated as cytoplasmic linker associated protein 2. Lineage: Eukaryota; Metazoa; Chordata; Actinopteri; Blenniiformes; Blenniidae. The record is from RefSeq and is a predicted model, not a curated record. Gene Ontology annotation, biological process: mitotic spindle assembly; establishment of mitotic spindle localization. The transcript has 46 exons. The coding region runs from base 738 to 5408 and encodes 1556 amino acids. Gene Ontology annotation, molecular function: microtubule binding. Gene Ontology annotation, cellular component: microtubule organizing center; cytoplasmic microtubule; basal cortex.
GAACUGCGGUUCCGGGCAACGCGCAGUCUGUCCCUUCAGUGAGCGGCUUCAGCGGCAACAGCGAAGGUUCUCGGAUUAAAGAGGGUCUGGUUAGCGCGGGAUCAGGGUCCGGCUCUUGUUGGGAAAGUUUGGAGCAAGUUCUCCGCAGGCAGAGCGGACGGCUGCCAGACCUUUCACCCCGGGGGUAUGGAGCGGAGGAGCGGGGCAGCGCCAGGCGCCAGGCCUGCGGACAGGAGACGUUAGCGGGCUCGGCUAGCUCUACGCGAGGCUGUCUAGCAUUGUUUGGGUCGCUCUGCUAACUGGCUUCGUGCUAUUUUUGUUAGCAUAACAGAGAGCCAGACAAGACUGCUAGUUUGCUUGGAUGCGGAUAUCUUCAAAGAACAUCCCGUGGACCUUAACAGUUGCACAUUUCCAGAAGUUUCUCCAACUUUUACGUUCAGUUUGAGCUAACAAAGCACAGACCCCAAACUGACGGACUACGUUUUUGUCGCAGCCUGAAAAGUCGAGUUUUUUUUUAAGGGGCAGAAGUAUGUUUUCUGUGCUCAAUUAGUCUUCAUUUAUCGGGGAUUGCAUGUUGAUGAUCCAACAUCAGUCAGACGCAGUCCAGACCGCGCAGUCUCUCUGCCCCUCGGUGGGACUUCACUUCACAUCUCCGGCUCUCCGCACCCCAUCCCACCGACCACAGUCCCCUGACUCCGGCCAGCUCCAGGGGCUGGCCACACGGCACUGACUGCCCGAUGGAGGAUCAUGACAACAUGGACUAUUUCUACCAGCAGGUACUGCAGAAAGACGUUACCCGCAGGCUGCAGGUCGGUCAGGAGCUCGUGGACUACUUAAACGACCCGCAGCGCUCUUCGGACGUGGAGCAGGACAAACCCCGGCUGGACAAGACCAUAGACGAGCUGACGGGAUGGGUGAACUCCAGCAAUUUCAAGGUGGCGUUGUUGGGAAUGGACAUCUGCGGCGCUUUUGUGGAUCGCAUGGGAGAACGGUUCAAAGGAUACCUGGGCACAGUUCUACCCGCUCUGGUGGACAGGCUGGGUGAUGGGAAGGACCAGGUCAGGGAGAACAGCCAAGCUCUCAUCCUACGCUGCAUGGAGCAGACGGCCUCGCCCAUGUAUGUUUGGGAAAGGCUGCUUCCUGGUUUUAAACACAAGAACUUCCGCAGUCGAGAAGGAAUCUGCCUUUGUCUCAGUGCCACGCUCAGCACGUUUGGAUCCCAUCCCCUGAGCCUUAGUAAAAUAGUUCCUUAUCUGUGCUCUUUGACUGAAGACCAAAACCCACAGGUACGUGAAGCCUCCGUGACGACGCUUGUAGAUGUUUAUCGUCACGUUGGAGAGAGGGUGAGAGCAGACCUGGGAAAGAGAGGACUUCCAGCUGCGCGGUUACAGACCAUAUUUUCCCGUUUUGAUGAAGCUUUGAAUUCAGGCAACAUGGCUCUCAGUCCGAGUCACGAUCGCAGUUUUGAGGAUGACGACAGCGUGGACGGAAGCCGCUCGUCGUCCCAGGCCGCCUUCAAGGUGCCCAAAGUUCCCAAGAAACCUGCAGACUCCUCUGCUGCACGCAGACCCAGCGCGACUGGAGGCAAGCUCGUGUCCAAGGAUGGCGCCGGUGCAGUUGAUGAAGAGGAUUUCAUUAGAGCCUUCACAGAUGUCCCUACUGUCCAGAUCUACUCAACUAGAGAUCUCGAGGACAACCUGAAUAAGAUCCGUGAGGUUUGCUCCGAUGACAAACACGACUGGGACCAGAGAGCCAACGCCAUGAAGAAAAUCCGUUCCUUGCUGGUGGCAGGCGCAGCCAACUACGACUGUUUCUACCAGCACCUACGGCUACUAGAUGGAGCCUUUAAGCUGUCGGCUAAAGACCUGCGGUCACAGGUGGUCCGGGAGGCGUGCAUCACCGUGGCCCACCUCUCAUCAGUGUUGGGGAACAAGUUUGACCACGGAGCAGAGGCCAUCGUUCCCGUCCUCUUCAACCUCAUCCCCAACUGUGCCAAAGUCAUGGCCACAUCCGGCGUCUCGGCGAUCCGCAUCAUCAUCCGGCACACACACGUCCCCAGACUCAUCCCCCUGAUAACCAGCAACUGCACGUCCAAGUCUGUGGCUGUGAGGAGACGCUGUUAUGAUUUCUUAGACCUUCUGCUGCAGGAAUGGCAAACCCACUCUUUAGAAAGGCACACGGCGGUUCUGGUCGAAAGUAUCAAAAAGGGAAUUCGAGAUGCUGACUCAGAGGCCAGAGUCGAGGCCCGCAAGGCGUACUGGGGUCUGAGGAACCACUUCCCAGCAGAAGCCGACGCUCUUUACAACUCCUUAGAGUCGUCGUACCAGAGGACACUUCAGUCCUGCCUGAAGAGCUCUGGCAGCGUGGCCUCUCUUCCCCAGAGUGACCGCUCCUCAUCCUCUUCUCAAGAAAGCCUCAAUCGCCCGCUGACUUCGAAGUGGUCAGCAGCUCCAGGGCGAGUCCCCGCGGGCUCAAAGGGUGGGCUGUCCUCGGCAGCCCUGCAGCGUUCCCGUAGUGACGUGGAUGUAAACGCAGCGGCGCUUGCUAAGCACCGGCACGUCGGACAAGCCGGGGCAGCGGGGCGUCUGACCCCCGGCUCCUACUCGUCUCUGGAUGAUGCCUCUGAUAAAACGGAUGGCACCAGGUCAGAUAAUGGCCGCGUGCGCACCAAGCAGCCGCUGUCCACCGCCAGCAGCAUGUCCAGCCAGGUGGACUCACGGGGACGCAGCCGAACCAAGAUGGUCUCCCAGUCGCAACGUUCCGACGAAUCCGAUUGCACGCAAGGAUCUCAGUCUGCUACCCCUGUUGGUGCUGGCAGUCGGAGCGGCUCCCCAGGUCGUUUGCUGGCGAAUACGACCCUGAGCACCAUGAGCCCCGGCGCCCACCGGGUGCUGGCCACAGCCACCGGGGACGGACAGAGGCGCAGCCGCAUCCCCCGCAGCCAGGGCUGCUCCAGAGACUCCUCCCCCACCCGCCUGUCUGUCGCUCCUUCUAGCAUUAGUUCCAUCUACAACGGAGCGAGCAGAGGAGCUCGGGGCAGUCGUAUCCCUCGGCCCAGUAUGAGUCAGGGGUGCAGCAGAGAGGCCAGCAGGGAGAGCAGCCGGGACACCAGCCCCGUACGCUCCUUCACACCUCUGGCAACGCGGAGCUACUCUCGCUCCACCGGAGCUCUCCACACACCUGAUGCUUUUGGGGCUGCAGGAUCGGGUUUUGGCAUCAGUCCGUCUAGUCGACUCUCCUCGUCUGUCAGCGCCAUGAGGGUCCUCAACACCGGCUCAGAUGUAGAAGAGGCUCUUGCAGACGCGCUGCUGUUGGGAGACAUGAGAUCUAAGAAAAAACCUGCUCGGCGGCGAUACGAGAACUACAGCAUGUACUCUGACGACGAUGCCAACAGCGACGCGUCCAGCGCGUGCUCAGAGAGGUCCUACAGCUCCAGGAACGGGGGCGCCAUUCCCACCUACAUGAGGCAAACGGAAGAUGUCGCUGAGGUGCUGAACCGCUGCGCCAGUGCCAACUGGUCUGAGAGAAAGGAGGGGCUGCUGGGCCUGCAGGCGCUGCUCAAAAACCAGCGCACCCUCAGUCGGGUGGAGUUAAAGAGACUGUGUGAAAUCUUCACCCGGAUGUUCGCGGACCCUCACAGUAAGCGAGACUCCGGCAGGGUGUACGGCACGGCAGAAUCCGGUAUAAGCUCAGCCUCAUUCAAGAGAGUGUUCAGUAUGUUCCUGGAGACGCUGGUAGACUUCAUCCAGGUCCAUAAGGACGACCUGCAGGACUGGUUGUUUGUGCUGCUCACGCAGCUGCUGAAGAAGAUGGGAGCCGACCUGCUGGGCUCUGUGCAGGCCAAAGUUCAGAGAGCCCUGGACGUCACGAGAGAAUCUUUUCCAAAUGAACUCCAGUUUACUAUUCUCAUGAGGUUCACUGUGGAUCAGACUCAGACACCCAACCUCAAGGUGAAGGUGGCCAUUCUCAAGUACAUUGAGACGCUGACGCUACAGAUGGACGCCCCGGACUUCGUGAACUCCAGCGAAACUCGGCUGGCCGUCUCCCGUAUCAUCACCUGGACGACCGAACCCAAGAGCUCGGAUGUCAGAAAGGCGGCCCAGUCGGUGCUGAUCGCCCUCUUCCAGCUCAACACUCCGGAGUUCACCAUGCUGCUGGCAGCUCUGCCCAAAACCUUUCAGGACGGAGCCACCAAGCUGCUCCAAAACCAUCUGAAGAACACCGGCAACGCUGCACAGGCACCAAUGGGCAGCCCUUUGACCCGCCACACCCCCCGAUCUCCAGCCAGCUGGUCCAGUCCCGUCACUUCCCCGACUAACACCUCCCAGAACACCCCUUCACCAAGUGCUUUUGACUAUGACACCGAAAACAUGAACUCUGAGGACAUCUACAGCUCUCUGAAAGGCGUCACCGAGGCCAUCCAGAACUUCAGCGUCCGCAGCCAGGAGGACAUGAACGAUCCUGUCCAACGACGAGAAGGAGAGGAAGGAGGCAGCGGGACGGACGGACGGGGCUCGGACGUGACGGACGGUGGCCGCAUGGCUCUGGACAACAAGACGUCCCUUCUCAACACCCCCCUCCUUUCCUCCGGCACUCGGGGGGCCCGCGAGCAUUUCUCCGACUCCCCCUUCAAGCACGGCCGCAAGGACCCCAGCCUGGACGACUCCGAGCACCUCGCAGACGCAGACAGCAGCCUGGACCAGUCGGAGCUGGUGGCCGAGCUGCUCAAAGAGCUGUCCAAUCACAACGAGCGCACCGACGAGAGGAAGGCGGCGCUGUGCGAGCUGCUGAAGCUGAUUCGCGAAAACACCCUGCAGGUGUGGGACGAGCACUUCAAGACCAUCCUGCUGCUCCUGCUGGAGACGAUGGCAGACGGAGAGCACGUGAUCCGAACGCUGGCUCUGCGAGUGCUCCGGGAGAUUCUCAGCAAGCAGCCCUGGAGGUUCAAGAAUUACGCGGAGCUCACCAUCAUGAAGGCCCUGGAGGCUCACAAAGACCCUCACAAGGAGGUGGUCCGAGCAGCAGAGGAGACGGCGGCCAUGUUGGCCUUGUCCAUCAGCCCAGAGCAGUGUAUCAAAGUGUUGUGCCCCAUCAUCCAGUCAGCCGACUACCCCACCAACCUGGCCGCCAUCAAGAUGCAGACCAAAGUGGUGGAGAGGAUUCCCGGCGACAGCCUCAUCAGCAUGCUGCCCGAAAUAGUGCCAGGACUCAUACAGGGUUACGACAACUCUGAGAGCAGUGUGAGGAAAGCCUGCGUGUUCUGCCUGGUGGCCAUCCACGCAGUGAUAGGAGAGGACCUCAAACCACACCUCAGCCAGCUCUCCAGCAGCAAGCUGAAGCUCUUGAACCUGUACAUCAAGCGCGCUCAGUCCGGCUCCAGCUGCAGCGAACCCUCCGAGGGCCUAUAGGAGACAGAACACCGUCCCUCUGAGGAGGCAACCUCCGAACUGCACCUCUGCCCACCAAAACAUUGAAACAUGUACUCCUGGGUUCACCUCCACACAGACCCAAACACUGUCUGACCAGAGAAAACACACACACACACACACACACACACACACAGGUACACAGAUUGGUGACAGAUGGGCUUCGCGGUGCAGAGGAGAGGCAUGCCGUUGCUCUCCUCACCGUUACCAGGGCGUCUCCCCCCCCACCACCACCCCCCGAUCUCAGACUGAACUGAACCCCCGAUGCUUGGAACAGACAUUAACAGACACGCAGCCACAUACUCCACCCGGCCCAGUCGGUCACUUCCUGUCCGCUCAGCUUUACAUCCACAACACAACAGAUUCCCCCUGCUGCUCCUCCUCCUCCUGCCGCUCCUCCGAAAAACGUCUUGAUGUCGAGAACAAAUGGUGCGUCUGCAUGGUUCUCAUCUUUCUGCGAGGGUGAAGAUGGUCAAACAGUGCCGUGUUUGUUUCCCCGCCGGGGCCAGGUCGACAGGAAUGUAAAUUUACAUGGUGUCAUAGCUCUUUUAUUAAAUCAGGUUUUACUGCGGUGAUUCCCCUCCUCCUUCCCCAAUACCUGGAGGUUUCUCUCUCCCUCACACAUCAGCACACGAUCCUCUCAUUUAAAAAAAAAUAAAAAAUGGUACAACCUCCUCUCUAAUACGUGGUCUCGCCUGCUCUCUGCAAAUACAUAGACAGAUUAAAAAUUAUAGAGAGGCGUAGUGUUCUUUGCAUGAAAUUCAUUUUAAAACAAUUCGUUUUAUUGGGUUUUAAAUGACUCUAAUCAUUGUCCAAACUUUUCAACAAGUUGAAUUCAGGAAGUUUGGGCCGCUUUUCGACGUCGUGGAGGGAGACGGGAGCGUAAAGCUUACUCUAUAUGAAGUAUGAUGGGACGGGGACUAUUAUUACAUAAUGGAUAUGUAUCUGUAUAUGACAUUAAAAUGGAAUAUCCAAUAAUUCUUUUAGAUUUCCCCUGGGGGGUGCACACGCGCACCUGUGCCCAUCAUUAUUUUUUAAUUUUCCUCUCUCUGUUGCGCCUGCAGUAGUCUUUUCUCUUUUUUCCCCCCCUCUCUCACUCUUAGGAUUUUUUCUCGCUGCCGUGAAAUUUGUAGAAAUUGUAUUAUUUUACAGCUCUGGAAAAAAAGUCCCAUCUCACCUUUCUCUCCUGUCCAUGGUGUCUUUCUUUCCUUCCUCUCCCUCGUAACAUUCUAGUUUACACUGUUGUGUUUUUCUCUGUGCAUUUACAAAGCUGUGCUUACGAUGAAAUAAAGAACUUGUACAGAUCA